Molecule: messenger RNA, 1557 nt
Organism: Solanum stenotomum
Lineage: Eukaryota; Viridiplantae; Streptophyta; Magnoliopsida; Solanales; Solanaceae
Product: CSC1-like protein At4g35870
Exons: 4
Coding region: 262-1209 (315 amino acids)
Source: RefSeq, a predicted model, not a curated record
CGUGCUUUUAUGACUUCUACCGAUUAACAAUCAUCUUCACCACAUUAUCGAUACAAUGACUCUUUCUUUUGCUCAAGUAACUUGUUGCAGCAAUAAAGUUGCACUUUUUGGGAGGUGUCCACAAAACUUGAAAUGUUGAAACCACAAAUUUCCUUCCUUCCUCUUGGAGAAAUCAGAAGAGUACUAUGAGUAUUUUUGGGAGGGCCGGUUGCCAAUGUUCAGAUUGAAUAGUAAAAUAUCAAUGCUCUGAUUUUUGUGAGCAUGUACAUUAUUGUCCCUUCAGCUCUUUCUUAUCUUGCAAAAUUUGAACAUCAUCUUACUGUAUCUGGUGAGCAAAGGGCUGAGCUGCUGAAAAUGGUUUGCUUCUUUCUGGUAAAUCUCAUUUUGCUUAGGGCUCUGGUCGAAUCGACUGUUGAGGGUGCUCUCUUAAGUAUGGGUCCCCAUUAUUUGGAUGGAGAAGAUUGCAAAAAGAUCGAGCAGUUCAUGACUGCUUCCUUUUUGACAAGGACAUGCCUUUCGUCUCUAGCAUUUUUAAUUACAAGCAGUUUCUUGGGUAUAUCUUUUGAUUUAUUAGCUUCAAUUCCUUGGAUUAACAAGAAGCUUCAAAAGUUUCGUAAAAAUGACAUGCUUCAGCUGGUACCAGAAACAAGUGAGGACUAUCCAUUGGAAAAUCAAGACAUUGAUAGUUUGGAGAGGCCUCUGAUUCAUGAAAGGACUUCAACUGUGAUUGCUGACAACAAUGGAUUUUUACAUGAUGCCUCUCCAAAUGAAAUUGAUUUCCCUGGACAAAAUUUGUCUAAAUACCCUCCGGUCAAUCGAACCUCACCAGUUCCAAAGCCGAAGUUCGAUUUUGCACAGAAUUAUGUUUGCUCCUCUAGUGGUCCCUGUUGGUGCAGUUUACUUUGGGUACAGGAAAUAAAUUUGGCAACUUCAUACAGCGGCAGACACUUUUUCAUGGAGGAACCGGUAGCACAAGGUGGUUUGCUUCCUUCAUUGAUGGCCAACAAAGCUGAUGAAGUUUAUGGGCUCAGUAGUACUAAUUCUAAUUCAGUUCUGCUCCAAAAGACUCCGACAGUUGGUGCCAGGCUUCCUAUAGUAGGAAAAAUAAGUACUUAUAAUAAUCAAGGGGUAAAGGUAGAUGCACCUGGAUUCAAACUUGAUGAUGAAGCUACUAGCCACCAACAACAAGUGCAAGAGAUGGAAGGAUAGCAAAGACCCUGAGCUUCCAAGAGUCCUCUGAGACGAUUGCAAACAGAAUGCAACUGUUCCAUUGUAUGUACACUGACACAAGGCCUCCAACUACCAAAUCCGUUAUUUAUAGAAGGAUCCAAGGAAGAACAACCUAGUAGUAUAAGAAGAAAUUACAUAUUUCUCAAGGGAGUCCUCCAGUAAUAAUUAAGUGUUUUCCUUUUUAGCUAGUUUUCGUAUAAUUUUCUUGAGUAUUUUCCUUCUUUCUAGCAAGUGUAGUUUUAGAAACUUCUUGUAAGGCCUUUUGGAUUGCCCAACUUGUUUCUACGUUUGAAUUUAAGUGUUUGAAUCAUAAUAUUAAGCUACAAG